Molecule: messenger RNA, 1927 nt
Organism: Musa acuminata AAA Group (dessert banana)
Lineage: Eukaryota; Viridiplantae; Streptophyta; Magnoliopsida; Zingiberales; Musaceae
Product: probable F-box protein At2g36090
Exons: 2
Coding region: 149-1159 (336 amino acids)
Molecular function (GO): protein binding
Source: RefSeq, a predicted model, not a curated record
AAUAUAAUUGCCAUUAUCCCAAUCUCCCGUCCAAGCUUUUACAAAACCCACACCUCCGUAUCAGCCCCCACUCAUCCUCGAUCAACGCAACGCCUGCGCUGAGUUGGUAGCUUUCGAGUUCGAGCCUCCACGACUAGGUAAAUUUCUCAUGGCCACCCAGUCGCAGGCUGCCCGUGGCACAACCGCCACCGCCACCACCACCACCAUAGAGGACCUCCACUCGGACAUGCUGAUCCGCGCCCUCCGUCACCUCGACGGGCCGGCGCUAGCAGCCGCCAGCUGCGCCACCACCCACCUCCGUGCCAUCGCCUCGCAGCCCGAUCUCUGGCGCGACCUCUGCAUCACCACUUGGCCAUCCCUCCGCCACCCCCGCCUCCUCCGCCUCCUCUCCUCCUCCCCCAACGCUCAUCGCUCCUUCUUCUCCGACGCCUUCCCUUCCCCCUCUCCGCUCACCGUCCUCACCGACGACGAUGCCAGCCUCCCCUCCGAGCUUAUCUCCGCCGUUGACCUCUACCACCAGGGCGCCCUCGUCUUAUCCCGCGUCGUCGAGACCGACACCUCCACCCUCUGGUUCAGGGGCGCCCCCUUCCGCAUCGACGCCCUCGACCGGAAGGACCCACCUCCGCCGCCCUCGCCUGCGCUACCCGCUGCCGCGGCCGCAGCCGAGCCGGCCAUCUCACCCGAGGAUCUGACACUGAGCUGGGUCGUCAUCGACCCGCACCGGCGGCGCGCCAUGAUCGCGACGAGCCGGCAUCCUGUGGCGGUCGAUCGGCACUGGAUCACCGGCGAGACGGUGGUCCGGUUCGCGUCGGUCCUCGGCGAGGAGUGCGCCCUCGGGGUGGUGGUCACCUGCGGGGAGGAGACGGGGCACGUGCUCGAGAUGAGUCUGAUGGCGGAGGGUAUCGACGGGGUCUGCUUGAACGGCAGGGACGGCUUGGCGGUAUUCCAAGCGGCGAUGGAGGGUGACAGGAAGAGAGAAGAGGCGGAAGAGGUGGAGAAGAGGAAGUGGGAAGAAUUCGUCGGGCGACGGCAGAGGCGGAAGGAGGCGGCCGCGCGGCGGGAGCGAGUGGUGGACCUGGCCUGCCUUGCGGUGGGCGCCGCGGCGUUCUUGGCACUCUUCGCAAUUGCGGUUUCGAGGUGGUUGGAUCGCGCGGUCUAGCUGAACCGGGAAGAGGUUGAUCCCCUCGCUUCUCCUUUUCACAUCUCAACCGUGAGCGGGACCUUCCCUCAUAUCUCAGCCGUUCACUGAAUGUGGAGACCAUAUAUGUGGCACGUCACCAUAGUUCUCAGGUGGGUCCUCCAGAAAAUGGACGAUCGAUAUAUGAGCAGAUGACCAUCAGACGGUCCAGAUAUCUGAACUGAUACUGCGAAGCGGUCAACGCAAUACUAGUUAGAGAAAUGAUAGAUACUUUGAUGUAAAGAUAGGCAUUUCCACAUCCUCUUUAUUAAUAGCAGCAAUUCGCUCGCCACAAGUAAAGGAUUCUGAAUACUGUCCAACUCCUCUCGGUAUUCAACCAUUCCACGCACACAUCAUCAUCAUGUCGUCUGGUAUCCAAAUAUGGAAGAAGCAGCCUACGGUAGCUCGAAUUGGGUCGGCCAUGGAGGAGCCGAGGCUGGCCAUUUUAAGGGCCCAACCGCCGCAACCAUCGAGAACUUUGGGCUCGACUGGAGAUCGCUCAAGGCCCACGAGCAACCUCCUCGCAAGCACGCGAGGGCUCCCUCUUGCUGAUCGUCCCGGCGUCUUGACUCAUCUGGUUGGCGGAAUCAGGUAAAUCACACGUUGGAGGCGAGGGCUUUUCUUGAACCCCGGACUGGAAUAGGACUUCUCCGACGAAGACGCCGUAGCGGCCCGAGGCUUCGCCGAACCCUUCCUAGGCUCGUGUGCUACUCCGAAAUUUAAUCCCGAGGUUCGCGUAGAUUUGGAAAA